AUGAGCCAAGAAACGAGUGUAUUUUCUCAGCAGCAUCAACAACAACAACAACCUUUCAAAACGGUGCCGCUUCAAGAACAUUCUCUUCUUCAAUCAUCAUCAUCACGAUCAUCAUUUUGCACAACAACAACGACAUUACCCAAUUUUGUUUCGGCUAUGGAGAUUUCAUCACCCGACAUGCCAUCACCGUUUUUAGGGAGGUGUACAAGUGCUGCCAUGAAAGAUAUGAUGAGUAUGAAUCAGAGUGCCGAAAAAGUUGUAUCUUCUUCUACUGUAAAUCAUGAUCACCGUAGGGAUUUCCAAGAACCCUUGAGGAUUAGAAGAAGAGUUGUAUUACCAAAACUUAUUGUUCCAAACUUGGAAAGUGUACAUGAAUGCGUGUUAUUAGAGUGUAAAGAAAAGGAAUUAUAUUUGAAAUUAGGGAAAUUUAGAGAAAAUAGAGUUGAUGAAAUUUUGGACAUGUUUGAACGAAACACCUUCUAUACUACUAAUAUUUCCAAUCAACCUACCGAAACAAAAGACUUGAGCAAUCAAUAUGCUUGUAAAUAUUUUCCAACCUCGCACAGAAACGUGAAUCAAAUUGUACUCUUUAAAAAGGAUGAUGAUGAACGCAACAACAAGUCAUCAUCCAAUCAAAUUUUGGAAAACCAUUUAAUAACGAAAUCAUCCAUGAUGACAAGUCCUCCAGAAAAUAAGAAAGAGGCUACGACUUUAUCACCACAACAUCAAAAAUACUUUCAAAAAUCAUCUCCGUUGCAAAGAUCCAAAUUGGAUUUCAUACCACACACAACAUUUACUUUUAGCAGCAAUCACGAUGGCGAAGGCUAUUCCCAUCAAAAAUUGAACAAAGCAUCCAAGCGAAAGUUUAUGGACGUAGAGGAAUGCUGGGCGUAUGAAGCUGGUACCGUCAACAACAACAACCCCCAAGGUUGUUCAACACUAACAAACUCUUAUAACUACAACUGCAAGAGAUUGACUUUAACUAAUCCAACUAACGAUCUUAUUUCUCUGGACCUUAAAGUUAAAAAGACAUCGUCAGUAUUUGCGCAUGCAAAACUUCGCAAACAAAAAGCCCAAUCCAAACAAAUGUACUCUUCUCCUUCCUUCCAUGAUAGAAUAGCGUAA
Messenger RNA from Naegleria fowleri, 1125 nucleotides. RefSeq lists its product as uncharacterized. The record is from RefSeq and is a predicted model, not a curated record. The transcript has a single exon. Bases 1 to 1125 code for a protein of 374 amino acids. NCBI's taxonomy places the organism in Eukaryota, Heterolobosea, Eutetramitea, Acrasida, Naegleriidae.